AUGUCUCAAUCUUCUAAUGUCUUACAAAUUCCAUUAAUUUGUGAGAUUAGUUCAUUUAGUGCGAAACCUAAAGAUUUUGGUUGGAGUAAAGAGUCGAGUGGAAAGAGUAAAUUGGCUGAUUUUAUUCGUUCCACAGUUUAUCAGGCGAAGAAUGUUCAAUCUCAACAUUUUCAACAGAAACAAACAGUGCCCAAUUCUAGUCAAUCAGAAACUAAUGGAAGAUUUAAAUAUUUAUCUGCAAGUCAAAAUAGUAAACCAAAUAGACAACAGGUGGAGAACUUUUCAAAUAAGAUUAUCAAGGUAAAUCCUUUCACUUCGGAUCAGACACCUAAUUUUGAUUCGAAUAUGGCUUCUCCAAAUUCAAUUCUCCAAAAGAAAUUAAUUCGAUAUCCAACUAUGGAAAUUAAAAAGACCAUCAUUGUAAGUAAUUAUUUCCAUGAGUUUAUUCUAAACUUUAUUCAGAGAAAUUUACAAGGAUUCAAAUUCUAUUUGAAAAAACAAAAGGAUACAACAGGAUUGGAUAUUUAUGAAUAUAAUGACAAAUCCUUUCCAAACUCUGGACAAGAAUCUUACUUUUUCAGUUAUCAAAUAUUACAAGUGUUGAAUCAUUUAUUGGAAAAUAAUCAAAAGGAAUUAUUUCAAUUGUGGAUUCAUGCUCAUGAUUUCUUCUCAUCUGAAACGGAAAUGAAGAGGGAAAAUUCAUCUGGAAAUUUAUCAUUAGCAGGUUCGUUUGCCUCAGUCUUUGAUAACUUAGAAGAAUCUCCCAAAUCUACUCCUCCACCUUCACCAACUAAUACUCCUCCUUCGGGUAGCUCUAAUUUUUCUAAUGGAAAUAACAAAAGAGAGACAAAUAAUAAUCACUAUUUAAACUCCAAAUAUAUUUCACCUGAUUAUUUGAGAAAUUUCCUCACCAAUGAUCCGUACGUUCAGACCUUUGUUCAUAAUGUGACCUUUCUCUCCAGUGACAUGUUUCCAUCAGUACUGCAUUCACACAGAGGGAAAACAUUUAAAAAACUAAUUGAGGAUGAGAGUAAUGAGUUGGAAACAUUCCUGAACUAUGUCGAACGACUUCACGAGAAUAUUACCAGCGUCUAUGAAAAGAAUCAUCUCUACAUGAGGUUGAGCAAGGUUUUAAACAAGCAGAACUUUGUCAAGGAUGUGAAUUUGAAAGAAUUUUUACAACAGAAUAGUACAGAUUUUGAAUUUUUGAGAUAUCCAGAUUUGGAUGCGAUCAAAAGCGUCAAGGUUUUGAAAUUUAUUGAUAUGCUCUCGGAAAAAUCUCUUGAAAUUAUUAGUCACGAUAUUAGAGGUACAGAUUUAGAACCUUUGGAAUUUAAAAUUGCAGACACCCUGUUAAAAUCAUCAUCUGCAAAAUAUCUGAAACAAAUAUUGGACGAAACUCAUGACUAUGAAUCAAAAAUUGUUUCUGAUCCAAAAUUUGACAGACUUUUCGAGGUUGUUCCCUCACUCUUCGAGCCAUUCAUGUUGCCAAUGAAAACUCUAAUGGCAAUUAUUGACCAAACCAUGAUCAUUUUCAAUCAUGGCAUUGAUGCAAAGGUUACUGGGACCUAUGUAUUGAAAAAUUCCACCUCCAUUACUAAUGACUUGAUGGAAUUGAAAAUGUUCAUCAAAAAGUCAGAGGCUGGUUCUGGUUUAUACUUUCACAAUGUGAGAUAUGUUGAUUAUUUGGCCUAUGUUUUCUCCAAGAAUCAUAACAGAUUAUUCGAAAUUCUUAAAAAGACAGUUUUAAACUUGUCUAAACAAUUUGAUUGGAACAGAGCAUCUUCUUGGAUUGAUUCAAUUAUGGAACGUUAUCAUGGAACAUUCUUCAUGGAUAUCAAGAAGAGAUUUGGAUUCAAGGAUAAUCAAUUCAGUACCUUCCUCUAUACUAUUAUAACAGUUAUGAAAGAGUCAAUGCUUACAAAGCAUCGUCAGGAGGAAGUCAAAUAUUUGCUGGAAUUGAUUCCAAAAGAAUUGCCAGAACAUGUCAAGAAUUUGCCAUUACGAUCUGUUGAAAAAUUAGACAAUCCAUUCGAUAAUAAGGUAAUUGUUUACAAACGUGGUAUUAUUCCUCCAGUUCCAAUAUUCAAUCCACUACUGAUUAGACCAGUUAAGAGCAAGGAACCAACAGCAAAGAGAAUUAUUGCUGGCAAGAUGGAGGUCUACUCGGCCAAUCAGCCCUACCUCAUUCAAUACAGAAACAAGACGAUGGAUAAUGAACUCAUCGAUAGAAAUGAAUUGUACUACUUGUUCCUGACAACGAGUAUCUUUAUCGAAAAGACUAACACAGACAGUUCAUUUAAGCUAAUUUCCACUGCUACCUCUACCAUAAAGAAGGAAGAGAACACCACAACAAAACAAGUGGAAAUACCUCUUCCACCUCCAAAUAUUAACCAACCAAUAGAUGUCAAACUCUUUAUCAAACCUACUCCACUAGAAAAGGCAAUCCCUCCACCACCUCCCCCUACUUUGUUUUCGAAAGCUAGUACUCCAAAAUCCAAAUCACCAAUUCCACUCUCAAAACCAAAGUCCAAUAAGAUGUCAUUACGAGUUGAGCUGGAGCAAAAAUUGAAGCUGUUUCGUGAGGAGGAUGACGAAGAAGAUCCUGGUCAACAAACGGAUAAUAUAGUUCUUGGAAUUAUUGAAAAAGCAGUUCCACUCUAUUCUACAUUUAUAAUGCACAAUUUACCAUUGAAACACUUGUUGAGUAUGGGAAAUGUGUAUAUGGCACUUUCAGAAAGUAUCAAACGGAGAUUCCCAACUUUUAAUAAGUGGCUUCCUGAUAAGGUCAUUGGCAGAAUUUGUCUCUUUACCACACCAACAAGUUUAUUCAUUCUGAGUUUGGUUUCGAAACAAUUUUUUGUUCAAUCCCAUUCAAUCACUUGGCAAAAGGAGAUUUACUCAAUUUCACCCUCAUUUGUUGGCUUCCCUGCUCUUGUUCACAUGAAAGUCAAGUGUUUAAUUCACAAGCAUAGACAGAAUAUUUUAACAUUGAGAGAUUGUUUGCAUAAUUCCCAAAAUAUGUAUCAACUUGCUGAUUUGAAAUAUCGGCUCAAAGGUAUUGGAUUUGAAGCAAUGAGUUCAAUAUUCGACAAUACGAAUGCUCUCAUCAAUCAAUUGACCUAUUUAUAUCAAGAAGAAAAGCAAUUUGCUCUCAUCAAGUAUUUCUACAGCUAUUACAAAUUAAUUGGAGCACUUCACUAUGAGGUUUCAAAGCUUUCUACCUACAAGUUGGAAAGAGAUAUCCUGAAAAAGAUUUGUGCUUCUCAUAUUGUGUUAAUUUGCCUUUCGAAGGAGACUCUUCCAAAUGUUUCGAACAUUCCAGAUCUUGGAAGUCAUCCAAUAGCUGUUACAAGAAAUAUGCUCAAAACUGUUUCGUUGAAAUAUCCUAAUGUUAAUAUUUGUAUGGUUCUUUCAUACUUUUACAAUAUCAAUGAAACUUAUUGUAGCAAAAUGUUUGAAUAUUGCAGAUUGUGGAAGAAUAUCAAUGAUACUAUUCUAAGAUAUAAGGAAAAUUUACUAGAGGUGGAAAAGAUAUUCCAGAAAGAAAAAACAUCAACGGAUGGAUUGAACAAAUUUACUGGAAAGGUCAAUGAUCUUUUAAACAAGACCAACAAGGUUGACAAGUCAAAGCUUGUGGAAUAUGAAAAUCAAAUCAUCAAAUAUCUUGUUAAAUGUGGAAAUUAUUAUAGAUAUUACCUUACUGUCUAUGAUAAGAGUGGUGGAAUGUCAUUGGACGAGGCUAUGUUUGUAGCCAUUCAACUCAACCAAUUUGAAGAGCUUAAAGAAUUAAUUUCCAAAGGAGCUAAUGUCAAUGCCCUCAGAAAAGGCAAAGACAUUGCUGCUGAAAGUCUCAGAACAAAGAAUCAAGAAAUGAUAGAUUAUUGCCACUUGACACGGAUUGACAAUAUUCAAAAAAGUAAUGAGAAAUUACCAGUUGACAUGAAUCUACUCCUCUACGCGAUCGAUAACAAGUAUUGGCCUGUAGUCGAAAUCAUUGCUAGGAAAAAUAAGGAGCUUUGCUUUGAGAGCUUUAGAGGACUGAGACCAAUUGAUUAUUGUAUUGUCAACUCUAAGUAUCCAGGUGUUGAACUAUUCAUCAAUGCAAUGAUUACGGAUGACAAGAAUUUCAAUGUGGAGGUUCUAUCAAAGGCUUGCUUUAUAGCAAUUGAUUAUGGCAUGACAAGUGCUUUGAAAUACCUUGUUCAAAAAGAACCAGAGCUUGCCACCAGAAGAACCAUUAGUGAUAUUAGAUAUCAAGAAUCUCACUAUUCGAAUCCUUCACUUAUUCUAUAUGCACUCAGAAAGAGAUCAACCAAAAGCGUUGUAACACUCAUUGAAAUGUUUCCAAAGUUAUUAAAUGCUCGAUUGAAUCAUGGAAAUGAAGCUGAGCAAGCUCCUGCCAAAUCGAACAGUAAUGGAAAAACAGGUCUCAGCCAAUUGAUCAAUAAUGGAACUCCUCUCACUUUUGCUGUAGAGACGAAUCAACAAGAAUUGGCUUUCAUCCUAGUUGAGAAGGGAGCUGAUGUGGAUGUUAAAAAGAAUGGAAUGGAUUUGGCCUCUGUUGCAGAAACAACUGAAAAUUCAGACAUGAUUAUUUGGGCACGAAAGCUCCUUAACAAAUCCGAAACCUAUCUCUGUUACAAGUUUGAAGUGGAAUAUAUAGAUAACAUGUUGAAUCUGUAUCGUAAGAGAUUCAAAAUGGUUGUCAAUUAUUCUGAGAGUGUUCAAGAUUUUGUGAAAAAAACCAAGCUCAGAUGUGGAAUUCGAGGUAGUUACGAAUUGCAAUACUAUGAUCCCGAUUUUGAGGAAUUUGUGGAUGUUGUGGACAUGAAGGAUUUACAAUUAUUGGAUGAUGAACUCAACCUGAUUAAAUUGAAGAGAGUCAAGAAUACUGUCGAUUCAAUUCUUCCACAAAGAGCAGGCAAUGGAAGAUAUGAACAAUAUUUGGGAAUGACUCUUGAUGAUCGAUACAAAAUUAUUCGAAUUAUUGGAGAGGGAGGAUUUGGUAUCAUUUUUGAAUGCCAAGUGUUGAAUACACCAGAGGAACCAAAUGUGGCAAUCAAAACCAUCGCUACAGGUAAAAAUUCAAUUCAGAAACCAACACAAGAUGCUGAAAAUGAAGCCAAUCUUGUCAAGCAAUUGGAUCACCAGAAUGUGGUAAAGAUUUAUGACACUUUCCAAGUCGAUACCGAGCAUUCUUCCAUGUUUUGCAUUGUCAUGGAACUGUAUAAGGGAGAUGUCAUGUCCAUCAUUAGUGAAUCCAUCAAAUCAGCCACAACUAUUCCACUGCCAAUUAUUUGGAAAAUCAUUUCUCAAACCACCCAAGCUCUUAACUAUGUGCAUUCCCAACAAGUCAUGCACCGAGACAUUAAACCUCAAAACAUCUUUAUCAGAAGAAGGGAUAUUGACUCGAAUUUGAUUGAGGUUGUUUUGGGAGAUUUUGGUAUUGCCAAAGAGAAUGCACACACUACCAAAAAUACCUAUGCUGGUUCUCUUUGCUACAUUUCACCAGAAUUACUAUUGAAUCAACCUUAUGGAUUUGCCACUGACAUGUAUUCACUUGGAGUGACAUUGUAUCAAUUAUUAACUUUGGAUACUUCUACUUCAAUUUGUUCCAAACUCAUUCACUCUGAAGAACAAUGGUAUGUUUCAUUUUCAAUAUUUCUAAUUAAUGGUCUGAUAAAUUAUUCGAAUUAUUACCUAUUCAGCUUCCAAGAAAUGACCAAAGCAAUCACAGAUCACUACAGCAAUACCCACAAUCAAGCAUUGUUAAACAAACUCCUCAAUAUCAUGACUCGUCUUCUCAAAUUCCUUCCUCAAGCUCGCCUAACUGCCCAACAACUCGUCCAAGAAGUAACUUGA
This is a messenger RNA of Naegleria gruberi, 5865 nucleotides long. RefSeq names its product Serine/Threonine kinase. The coding region runs from base 1 to 5865 and encodes 1954 amino acids. Gene Ontology annotation, molecular function: protein binding; protein kinase activity; ATP binding. The record is from RefSeq and is a predicted model, not a curated record. The transcript has a single exon. Gene Ontology annotation, biological process: protein phosphorylation. Lineage: Eukaryota; Heterolobosea; Eutetramitea; Acrasida; Naegleriidae.